Acipenser ruthenus (sterlet) is the source of this 6476-nucleotide messenger RNA. Its product is annotated as leukotriene B4 receptor 1-like. NCBI's taxonomy places the organism in Eukaryota, Metazoa, Chordata, Actinopteri, Acipenseriformes, Acipenseridae. The record is from RefSeq and is a predicted model, not a curated record. Gene Ontology annotation, biological process: positive regulation of cytosolic calcium ion concentration; complement receptor mediated signaling pathway; phospholipase C-activating G protein-coupled receptor signaling pathway. Gene Ontology annotation, cellular component: plasma membrane. The transcript is spliced from 4 exons. Gene Ontology annotation, molecular function: leukotriene receptor activity; complement receptor activity. The coding region runs from base 1194 to 2162 and encodes 322 amino acids.
UUGUGGUGGUUUAAGGUGUAAUGGUGUGUUUUUCAAUAGUAUAGCAAUUUGAUAUUUAUAAAUUAUAUUUAUUUUGUUGAUGUAUCACAAUGAAAUAAUAUUGAAUUCAAGACUUCUUUGACAAAGGUUUGAAAACACAUUUUAUUAACAAUUAUUUCUGGAAAACAUUUCAAAUAAUCAUUACAUUUAUUAUGUAAUGUGGGCUUUGUUACAACCCAAAGAGAAAUGGUUAUUUACAUCCUGAAGCGACGCUAAACAGUAACCCAAAAGAAUAAACUCUAAUCCUGUUUAUGUUUUGAAAAGACAGUGAAACAGUAACCUGGAAAAAAAAUGAACUCUGAGACGAGAAGUAUCAGACGCUCUUUAUUGUAACACUGAACACAGGACACUCGUAUUGAGGAGGAAUACAGUGUGCUUGUGUGGACGACCGGGAGUUGGCUGCCGGAGGUCCAUCUCCACAGCCUGGAUAUAACUGGUGCUAUCUCUGUUUUCUCCUUGGUACGUCUGGGCUGUUGCAAUUGUAUUUCUGGUGCUCCUCUUGAAGGCGGAUUCCAUCCGUGCUUACCUGUAUUUACUGGUCUACCCCAACCAAGGGAACCGGUCUUGUGUUUACUGCUGUUAUUGAUUUACUCCCACAAAGGGAGUCUGUCUUGGUUCUACCUGUGGUACCGAACAACUCCAACAAAGGGAGCUGGUUUUAUACUUACCUGUGUUACAGGUCUACCCCAGCAGAUGGAGCCUGUCUGGGACUUACCUGUGUUACCAAUCGACUCCAACAGAGGGAGCUGGUUUGGACGUUACUGUGUUCCAGGUUUUCGAUAGCGCACCUACAACACUGUCAGCAAGAUUUUACUCCAUGAGCGUGCGUGACUGAACACCCCGAGCAUUGUGUGGGAGAAGCGAGGCAGAGAGAACACCAGGCGAGCAGCGGAGUACUGGAUGAGCUGGAGCGGACGGGUGGCGGACGCAGGGAGGCCAGCCAGGAGGGAGUUGCAGUAGUCUAGGUGGGAGAGUACCAGGGCCUGGACCAGGAGCUAGGUGGCACAGUUGAUUGAAAUGUCACAAAGCCAGUGUAAGCCACACCUACACCCGAGGAAACAUUUAAAGGGGGCUGUUACUAGAGAAAGACGCAUCAUUUUGAAACCCAAAACUAAAAAAGGAUUCCCAGCCUCAUUCCAGAUCGCCAUCAAACCAUGAACAUCUCCUCUUCUCCCUUCCCCUCCCUCACCUCUCGCCCUCCCUCCUCCUCCUCCUCCCUUGGCUCCUCUGAGAUAGUGGGCACUCUCUUCCUGGGCUUGGCGUUUGUUCUGGGUUUCCCAGGGAACCUGUUUGUGGUGUGGACGGUGCUGUGCCGUGUGGCUUGUCACUCAGUCACCUGCCUGCUGGUGUUGAAUCUGGCCGUGGCCGACACCCUGGUCCUGCUCAGCGCUCCCUUCUUCAUACGCUACUUGGUCGGGGGACGGGGAUGGGAGUUUGGCUCGUCCUUCUGCAAGCUGGUUCAUUACCUCUGCAGUGUCAACAUGUACGCCUCCAUCUUCCAGAUAACCGCCAUGAGCCUCGACCGCUUCCUGGCUGUGUCCCGCCCCUUCCUGUCUCAGCAGCUUCGCACCAAGAGGGCCCUGCUGAAGAUCCUGCUGCUCAUCUGGAGCCUGGCCUUGCUCUUUGCCAUCCCCAUGCCCUUCUACCGCAGAGUUUCCCUGAAAGGUGGGCUGGAAUACUGCAUACCAUUCCACAGUGAUCCAAAGCACAUGGUUUUCCAAUACCUGAUGGAGAUCUUAAGUUUCGUGGUUCCGUUUUCCAUUAUCCUCUUCUCAUCUCUCUACAUUUUCAGGAAAUUGAGAAACACCGUGUUUGAGAAUAAAAGCAAACAGAUAAUCCUUCCCGUUGUGAUCGCUUUCUCUGUCUUCUGGAUGCCCUACCACAUCGUGAACCUGAUCCAGGUUUCAGGAGCCUUAGCUGGGGAAAAAUCAAUGAACAACUCUCUCCUUGGAGCUGCCGAAACUGCCAGGCCCUACGUGACGGCUUUUGCUUUCUUCAGCAGCAGCGUCAACCCAGUUCUCUACGCCUUCAUUGGGAGGUCCUACAUCCGCUCGGACGGCAUCAAUUUCAUAGCUAUCAUGCUGGAACAAACUAAUUCUGAAUUGCAGGGCUCAAGGUUAUAACCAACCAAGUGGAGAAAGACUGAAGGGCUCACACAGUCUUCAGAAAUUCAGCAGAGACACAAACACUUAAAGGAACCUUAUGUAUAGAUUGUAUGGGUGGAGCAUGUGAUGGUUGAAUGUGCUAAAUGCGAGAAGCUUUGUGGAAGGAUAUUUGGGCUCAGAUAGAGUCGCACAGUGGCGUGGUGGUUAACACUGCUGCCUUACAGCUCCAGAGUCCUGGGUUCAAGUCCGACCUUCAGGGGUCUAUCUGUGUGGAAUUUGCAUGUUCCCCCUAUGUUCACGUGGGUUUUCUCCAGGUACUCCAGUUUCCUCUCAAAGUCCAAAAUGAUGCUGUUCAGGUUGAUUGGUCUCUCUAAAUUGCCCUCUGUAUGUGUGUGUGGUGCCCUGCAAUGGACUGGAGUCCCGUCCAGGGUGUAGUCCCGCCUUGCACCCUGUGUCUGCCGGAUUAGGCUCUGGCUCACCGUGACCUUCUAAGUGAUUUAAGCGGUUAUUGAUAAUGGAUAUAUGGUCUGUGCUUUUGUUUUAAAUGUACUUCAAUGCUUUAAAUUUGUUUUUCACUUCAGUUCAUUUAUUUUAUUUUUCACUUUAGAGAAUACAGCAUACCUUGCAUAAAGAUGGUUCUGUGGAAAUACAACCACAAAGUACAGAAUAAAAUGACACUGGAGAUUACGGUGAAUAAGAAAGGGGGUGGAGUUUGCUUGGGCUGACAUUAAGAAAUGGAGAGCAGUUGUAAAAAUAUGCAAGUUGAAGUUGAAUACGCAUCUAAAAACUAAUUUCUCAAAACCUCCAAAAGUUAAGAAAAUAAAAAUAAUAUUGGGAAGGAUAAGAAUAUUGUCACUGUUUAGUUUGAAGUCUGUUUAAAUUAAGGGUUACCUUUACUGAGCCCAUUUAAAACAUUAUUAUUCAAUUAUAAAUCAAUUUAGCCACAUCAUAAAAUUAUUAGUAUUGAAACACAUCUUUCCAACACCAACUGAAUCAAUGGAAACUGUGAAGAUAAAACUCUAUCCAUCCAUUAUCAAUAACCACUCAUUCCUUUUAGAGGAGUCAAUCAUCCAUCCAUCCAUUAUCAAUUGUAGGUAAUUUCUGUACCUCAUAAUACAAGUAUAAUCUUAAGAGUUUAGAAACAAAUGUUUCUUUGCAUGGCAAUGUAGUGGGUGUUUAGGUAGGGCUAUGUUUUUUUGCAUGCAUUAAAAUCGCUGUUUUCAUAUGUAUAAUUAAGAGGCCAAUGGCAUGGCAGGCUUGUGUGUUUUUUUCUUUGCUUCUCUUACAGUCAUUCAGGUGCUGAUGUUAUGGAUUUCUGCAGUGUUGUCCUGUCUCUAACCCAGCCUUGCAAUCUGCUUUCAUGCUGCCUGACUGUGCUUGAUUACCUGUCACCUCGGCAACCGCUGAUGCUGUUCUGCUAUUGGCAGAAUUUCAGGAAGCCUGUACUCACCCGUGGCAUUUAAAAAUGGGGAAGGAAACUAGCAGAGAGGAGGGGAACACAUUGUGAAAGCAUUGAGCAGAGAGGUGAGAGCAGAGAGCAGAGAGCAGGGAGGUGAGAGCUGAGAGCGAGCAUCUUAUUUGUUUUUGUUUUUCCUUUUUAUCUUUUUCGUGCUGAAAGAAAGCUAUUUUAAGUAAGCCAGCACCCAGCUGAGUAGCGUCCUGUGAGCUGCAGCACCACAUUUGAAUCGCAUUUAAAUCAAGGGAAGUAAUGUUAAAACUUUACAAUUCAUUGGUAAGACCUCACCUAGAAUAUUGUGUUCAGUUCUGGUCACCUCAUUACAAAAAGGAUAUUGCUGCUCUAGAAAGAGUGCAAAGAAGAGCAACUAGAAUUAUCCCGGGUUUAAAAGGCAUGUCGUAUGCAGACAGGCUAAAAGAAUUGAAUCCAUUCAGUCUUGAACAAAGAAGACUACGCGGCGAUCUGAUUCAAACAUUCAGAAUCCUAAAAGGUAUAGACAAUGUCGACCCAGGGGACCUGAAAAAAGAAACAAGGACCAGGGGUCACAAAUGGAGAUUAGAUAAAGGGGCAUUCAGAACAGGAAAUAGGAGGCACUUUUUUACACAGAGAAUUGUGAGGGUCUGGAACCUGCUCCCCAGUAAUGUUGUUGAAGCUGACACCCUGGGAUCCUUCAAGAAGCUGCCUGAUGAGAUUCUGGGAUCAAUAAGCUACUAACAACCAAACGAGCAAGAUGGGCUGAAUGGCCUGUUCUCGUUUGUAAACUUUCUUAUGAGUUUUUGCUGCUUGGUUCCCGGUAGUGGUAAGUCUUGUCUUGCGAGGCGAGGGUUGAAUGUUUUGUUUAUUUGUUAUAUAGUACCGCUCGCUCUCCGCUCUGCGCAGCGCUUACGGUUUGCUUUUGAAUUGUUUUAGUCUGUAUGGUAGAUGGUUUAUAAGGUACCAUCCCCCUUGGUAUAUUAAUAUGUAUCUAUGCUACUGCCUUUUUGUAUUUUAAACUCAUAGAUUUAGAUAUUGUGAAGCUGUAUUGAUAUUGUGGAUAUUGUGCAAUAGAUUUAUAACGGGUAUUAAACUUCCAAAAAGAUAAUUGCUGUUUCUAAAUUAGUGGGUUUUUCUUAAUCUAUUUAAGAAUAAAGGUUACCUGCAAAACUGAUAUACACCACUGAUAUUGAUAUUCUAUACUCUAUACUAGCUACUUGUAAAGGAUUGGGAAAACAUGAGUGGUAGUUUGCACUUUUGGAUUUUAUCUUUUUGAUUGGAAUACUACUUGGGAUUUGUGUAAUAUUGUUGUAUUUGAUUUCACUUGGGAUUUGUGUAAUAUUGUUGUAUUUGAUUUCACUUGGGAUUUGUAUAAUAUUAUUGUAUUGAGUUUCACCUUUUGUUUUGUUGUGGAUUCGGUUUUGUAGUUGCUGCUUGAAGAUUUCUCCUCUCCUCUACAAAGUAAUGAAGGUUGUACUGAAUACUGCUAAUGUAAUAUUGUCUUGACACGCAGAUUGAGUUAAGACUGAAUAUUUGUAAAUCCAUUAAGAGCUCUGUUAAGUGGUUGAAUCUUGAGUGUUUGAUAGCAUUGCUGUGUCUGCAAAUAGUAAAUUUAUUCUAACUCUAGUAACCCAUUUUUUAUAAAUUUAUUGCGCAAUUUUGCACAAUAAUAUUCCUGUGUUUUUACCAGUUGCGAUUUUAAAAAUAAAACUAUUAUUUAACUUCAGUUGUGUCUCUGCCUCCUUGCAUGGUGCACCAUACUGUUGCUUACCCAAUUAAAGAACCUCAGUAUUUUGAAUUCUAAAGUGAACUUUAAGGUUUACAAGAGGACCUUGCCCUCUUUAAACACAAGGUGGCGUAGUCGGUUUUUGGUCAUAGGACCGUUCGAACAAUUUAACCCCUUUAAGCCGUGUAGUAACCCGCUACAGGCAAUGUCCUUCUUUAUUUCACAGCAUUAAGUGUUGGUUACAUGGCUUCAUCUAGAUAGACAAAGGUUCUCCCUCGGAGCAAAACGAUGGUAAUUUCAAUAGAGAGACAAAGAACUGAAUACAUGUCCAAUAUAUACCAAGUAUCACCCCACUUCAUUACACAUCUCUUUCUUCCCACAUCCAGUCCAUAUAAGGACAUAUAUUCAGCUUAAUCCCAAAGGUCUAUGCCUUAACACCUUCCACCUGCAGAAUAUUACAGGAUGUUGUGUAGACCUUUGUGAAAGGUCCAUACUACUAAGAUAACAUACCAAAAUGAAGGACAUUCAUUUUAUAUUCACUGUUACAUUUCCAUUCCUGGUCUUCCAGGGUAACAAGAUCUGACUGGAAUACAUUUAUUUGAUAAUCAAUGUUUCAUUGCCUAUAUUUAUAUUUAUUUAUUGCUUACAUCAUUAUCUGCUCAGUUCUUUUAAAGGGUCGCGGUGAGCCGGAGCCUAACCCGGCAGAAACAGGGCAAUGCAAGGCAGGACUACACCCUGGACGGGACGCCAGUCCAUCACAGGGUACCACACACACACUCACAUUCACACACACACUCACACAGAGGGCAAUUUAGAAUGACCAAUCAACCUGAACAGUAUGAAGAUAAAACAGCACCAUUAAACUUUAGAUUUAGAUUUCAAAGAAAAGUUGAAAAGUCCAUCUUUCAGUUUCUGGUAAGGGUGUUAUAGAUCUAUGGAGGUUUAAAACGUUUUUAAAAAUAUAUAUGAAAAAUCAGUUUUAUUGUCAUUCAUUAGUAUUUUAUGUAUUUUAGUAUGUGAUUUCAAGUUUGAAAUAUUUGUGUUGCUUUUGUAUGGAUUUUUUUUUUUUGCAUUUAAGGUGGUUAUUUAAAAAUGCUGUAUUUUUUUGGUGUUAUGUUUAAGAAUUAUAAUUAUUAUUUUAUUUCUUAGCAGACGCCUUUAUCCAGGGCAACUUACA